CGAAACUUGAAGCCUGAAAAUCUGGCUGCCCGUUUCCGUCGGCUCCUCGACUCUCCGAGCAAGCACCGAAGUCCGACCGCCGCCAUCAAUGGCUGCUGGUGCUGGAGCUCUACCCACAGCUGCAAUUGUGGCUGCGGUCUCGGUUUCGACGGUCGUCUUCUCUUACUACCUCUGCAGCUACUGGUCCACAAGCGGAGCUCGUUAUUCGACUCCUUGUGUGAGUAAGAAGAAGAAGAAGCAGAGGGGGAGAAGUGGACUCGUGGAUGCAAUUGGGAACACUCCGUUGAUAAGAAUCAACAGCUUGUCUGAUGCAACAGGCUGCGAAAUUCUAGGGAAGUGCGAAUUCCUGAACCCGGGUGGAAGCGUGAAGGAUAGAGUUGCCGUGAAAAUCAUUGAAGAGGCACUGGAAUCUGGGAAGUUAACUCUAGGUGGAGUUGUGACUGAGGGAAGUGCUGGAAGUACUGCUAUUAGCCUUGCUACCGUUGCUCCCGCCUUCGGCUGCAAAUGCCAUGUGGUUAUCCCAGACGAUGCUGCUAUCGAGAAGUCCCAAAUUUUGGAAGCCCUGGGAGCUACGGUUGAAAGAGUGAGGCCUGUUUCAAUUACACACAGAGACCACUAUGUUAACAUUGCAAGGCGGCGGGCAGUUGAAGCUAAUGAAUUGGCUGCAAAGCUCAGAAAAUUAGCUAAGAUUGAAGAUGAAGUCCUUCUCAACCGAAUUGAAGGUUAUGGAUCUGAUGGACAGAAGCAAGACUCAGUUCUGCCUUACUAUGGUAACGGAGGUUUCUUUGCUGAUCAGUUUGAAAAUUUGGCAAAUUUCAGGGCCCAUUAUGAGGGUACUGGGCCUGAGAUAUGGGAGCAAACUGCUGCUUGUGGUGGUGGUUUAGAUGCAUUUGUAGCAGCUGCCGGCACUGGUGGCACUCUAGCUGGUGUUUCCAGAUUUCUCCAGGAAAAGAACCCGAAUAUCAAAUGCUUCCUCAUUGAUCCUCCCGGUUCUGGCUUGUACAACAAGGUAACCAGAGGGGUAAUGUACACCAAAGAGGAAGCUGAAGGCAAAAGGCUGAAGAACCCAUUUGACACCAUAACAGAAGGGAUAGGGAUCAAUAGAUUGACACAGAACUUUCUGAUGGCUAAACUUGAUGGUGCAUUUCGAGGUACAGAUGAGGAAGCUGUCGAGAUGUCAAGGUUUCUUCUGAAGAACGACGGUCUAUUUAUUGGGAGUUCAUCAGCCAUGAACUGUGUUGGUGCUGUUAGAGUGGCGCAGUCGCUUGGCCCUGGACAUACCAUUGUCACCAUUCUCUGUGACAGUGGGAUGAGACAUUUGAGUAAAUUCUGCAAUGCUCAGUAUCUAUCCGAGCAUGGUUUGACACCAACUUCAGCUGGGCUCGAGUUCUUGGGAAUCACCUGGGCUUUUUGGCAGAGGCUGGAAGCUUGGUCUAAUAUUUUUGGUCAUUAACUUAUUGAUACGGUGUUGCAGCAGCAUUUAUUUGGAUAUGUAAUUCCAUUGUGUGAGCUUGACACUGCUACACUCAAGUUGAGAGUGAUUGCUCCUUGAUGACAGAAUAUUUGAAAGUUGGACCAGUAGGUAUUGAAGAAUGUGAGGUUCUGAGUUUGGAGAUUCAAAGGCAUCAACAGUUCAAAUACAAAGUACUUGGAAAA
This is a messenger RNA of Linum trigynum, 1656 nucleotides long. The record is from the annotation of a GenBank genome assembly. Lineage: Eukaryota; Viridiplantae; Streptophyta; Magnoliopsida; Malpighiales; Linaceae.